AUGGGCACCCUCAGGGACCUUCAGCUGGCCUUGCAGCUCAAGAUCGAGGAGCUCAGACAGCGAGAUGCCCUCAUCGACGAGCUGGAGCUGGAGCUGGACACCAAAGAUGAUCUCAUCAGACAGCUGCAGAUAGAGCUGGACAGGCAUCGCAGCGCCUCACAACACCCAAACAGCUGUGGGGACGCAGAAAGUGCAGGUGUGCCAGUGCAGCCAACACACCUGCCACUGAGAGCAGGCCCUCAGCGCACCAAGAGACAGGCCAUCUCAGCAGAGCCCACGGCGCUGGACCCCUCGCAGCUCACAGAUGUUACACUCAACAGCUACAGCAAGACCAAAGAGUCUAGGGAGCUGAUCCAAAGGGCUCUGUUGGAGAAUGACUUUAUGAAGCAUCUGGAGCACGGGCAGAUCCUGACAAUCAUGGACUGCAUGUACCCCACCAGCCUCACCCAGGGGUGCUGCGUCAUCCAGGAGGGGGACGACGGCUCCACGGUCUACGUGCUGGAGGAGGGUAUGGUUGAGGUAACCAAAGAGGGGAAGAAACUGUGCACCAUAAGUCCAGGGAAAGUGUUUGGAGAGCUGGCAAUUCUGUACAACUGCACUCGCACUGCAUCUGUGACAGCCCUGACCGACAUCAAGCUGUGGGCGAUUGACAGACAGGGUUUCCAGACCAUAAUGAUGAGGACUGGUCUGAUCAAGCAUUCCCAGUACAUGGAGUUCCUCCACAGUGUCCCCUCCUUUCAGUCGCUCCCUGAGGACAUUCUUAGUAAACUGGCUGACGUGCUGGAGGAGACUCAUUACAGUGAUGGUGAUUACAUUAUCCGUCAGGGAGCCACAGGAGACACACUGUUCAUCAUCAGUGAAGGACAGGUGAAGGUUGCUCAGCAGAAAUCGGCCAGCGAGGAGCCAGUGUUUCUGAACACUCUGUCUAAAGGCGACUGGUUUGGAGAGCAGGCUUUAAAAGGUGAGGACAUUCGCACAGCCAGUGUUACAGCUUUGGGAGAUGUCACAUGUCUGGUCAUCGACAGAGAGUCCUUCAAACAACUGAUUGGAGGACUGGAGGAAGUCAACAACAAGCAGUAUGACAAUGAUGAGCUCAAGGCAAAAAUGGAGGCAGAGGCAGUUUUCUUUUCUAGUGUGUCACUCAGCGAUUUCAAUGUCAUCUGCACUCUGGGAGUGGGAGGAUUCAGCCGUGUGGAGUUGGUGCACCUCAAGAGUGACCCGAGUCGGUCGUUUGCCAUGAAAGUGUUAACAAAACGCCACAUCUUGGACACCAGCCAACAGGGACAUAUCUUAUCAGAGCGCCGCAUCAUGAUGGAGGCUCAUAGUCCUUUCACCGUCAGGCUGUAUCGGACUUUCAGAGACUCUAAAUAUCUUUACAUGCUGCUUGAGGCCUGCCUUGGAGGAGAAUUAUGGACACUACUGAGAGACAGGGGUUCAUUUGACGACAGUACCACUCGGUUCUACACAGGCUGUGUUAUAGAGGCCCUGGCUUUCCUUCAGUGUAGAGGAAUCGUUUACAGAGACCUCAAACCUGAGAACAUAAUACUGGACCAGCGGGGAUAUGCCAAGCUGGUGGACUUUGGCUUUGCUAAGAAGGUGGGAUUGGGUAAGAAGACAUGGACGUUUUGUGGAACUCCUGAGUACGUGGCCCCUGAGAUCAUCCUGAACAAGGGCCAUGAUUGUUCAGCUGACUGCUGGUCUCUGGGAAUACUUAUCUUCGAGCUGCUUAGCGGCAGUCCUCCUUUCUCAGGCUCUGAUCCCAUGAAGACCUAUAACAUCAUCCUGAGAGGCAUCGACAUGGUCGAGUUCCCCAAGAAAAUCACCAAGAGUGCUGCUAACCUCAUCAAACGUCUCUGCAGGGAUAAUCCCUCUGAGAGGCUGGGGAACCAGAAAAAUGGGGUGAAGGACAUCCAGAAGCACAAGUGGUUUGAGGGGUUCAAUUGGGAAGGCCUUCGCCAGGGAACCAUAGACUCUCCAUUCACGCCCACAGUGGACGGGCCAUUGGACAGCAGAAACUUUGACUGUUUCCCUGAGGACACUAGCGACCCUCCUCCCGAUGACGAGUCUGGUUGGGACCUUGAGUUUUAAUGCAGCGUGAAUAGUGGCUACGCGUUGACCAAA
Molecule: messenger RNA, 2121 nt
Organism: Myripristis murdjan (pinecone soldierfish)
Lineage: Eukaryota; Metazoa; Chordata; Actinopteri; Holocentriformes; Holocentridae
Product: cGMP-dependent protein kinase 1-like
Exons: 20
Coding region: 1-2088 (695 amino acids)
Biological process (GO): protein phosphorylation
Molecular function (GO): ATP binding; cGMP-dependent protein kinase activity
Source: RefSeq, a predicted model, not a curated record